AUGUCGGACGAAGAAAUAAGCCAGCUCGCGUACGAGGGACGAUAUGAAAUUUUCAAGAGAAAGUUAGCAGAAAACAAAGAUUUAGCUACCAAGACGGAUAGGGGUGGUCGCGUACCCCUGCACUGGGCAGCAUCAGGUGGACAUUCAGAAGAAGUGGAAUAUCUGCUCAGGAUGGGAGUGCCUGUAGACCCAAGGGAUGAUUCUAACUGGACACCUUUGAUGAUAGCCACCUCAACAGGAGCUGAGCCAAUAGUGAACAUGUUGAUUGGUCAAGGAGCACAGGUCAAUGCCAUCAAUAGUACUGGACAGUGUCCCCUUCAUUAUGCAGCCUCUAAGAACAGAUAUCAGAUUACAGAAACUCUACUGGUUAAUGGAGCUGACCCUAAUGUAGGAGACUGGGUAAACAACACUCCAUUACACAGGGCUGCCUGUAAAGGAAACACAAAGAUUGUCAGACUGCUGCUACAAUACAAUGCAAACCCAAAUUUUCAGGAUCAGGAGGGCAAUACGCCUGUCCAUGUGGCUUGUGAAGAGGAGAUGGUAGAAGAGGCCAAGAUUCUCAUAGAACAUGGUGGCAGCACAAGUAUUCUAAAUAAGGCAGAAAAAUCUCCCAUGGAUCUAGCUCCUGUAGCACAGCGUAGGACAUAUGAAAGAAUAGCAACAAGUUGACCUCUUGCAUUUAUGUGCAUUGAACCAAAUAUGACGGCAUGGAUAAUGCAAUGGCCACAUAAUUGAAAAGGGGAGGUUUAUGUCAAGGUGCAUUUGUAUCAAACUUUGUGGAAAAUUUUAAGGUGAUAAUAGUGAAGGAACUGAAUGUUAUUGAAAACUUUGAUUAUAACAUAGAGACUAAACAUGAGGCAGGCCUGUAGCCAGGGGGGGUUUGGGGGUUCGAAAGAACCGCUCCUUUUGUCAGGAAAAGGUCCAUUUUGGGUAA
Molecule: messenger RNA, 934 nt
Organism: Lingula anatina
Lineage: Eukaryota; Metazoa; Brachiopoda; Lingulata; Lingulida; Lingulidae
Biological process (GO): protein K6-linked ubiquitination
Cellular component (GO): BRCA1-A complex; BRCA1-BARD1 complex
Molecular function (GO): protein binding; ubiquitin-protein transferase activity
Source: RefSeq, a predicted model, not a curated record